CGCCCCUUUUUCUGUUGGUUAAUGGUUGAAAUUCGGCUGGAAGGGAAGUCGACAUGUGCUGUUAGAAAAAGAAUGCCACUGACGAAAGCAGCGAAAAUCGGCAUUGCUUGGUCUAUAAUAACCAUCACCAGCAUCGGUGGGUUUGUACUGUCAAAACGGUCUAUUGAAGAACGCCGAGUAGAGUCUAUGAAAGUGCGAGACCGGAUGCGAAAAUCCAACUUUGGCGAAUACCCUUCCAACGAAAGAAAAUACACUUAA
Messenger RNA from Cloeon dipterum, 258 nucleotides. RefSeq lists its product as uncharacterized. The transcript is spliced from 2 exons. The record is from RefSeq and is a predicted model, not a curated record. The coding region runs from base 22 to 258 and encodes 78 amino acids. Lineage: Eukaryota; Metazoa; Arthropoda; Insecta; Ephemeroptera; Baetidae.